Molecule: messenger RNA, 1956 nt
Organism: Closterium sp. Naga37s-1
Lineage: Eukaryota; Viridiplantae; Streptophyta; Zygnematophyceae; Desmidiales; Closteriaceae
Source: the annotation of a GenBank genome assembly
AUGCCUCGAGCCGCGCACUUCCACACUGGCAAUGCUUCUGGCAUUCACAACGUCGCACUCACGUUGGCAGUCCCUCGCUUUGACUGGGCAGGAGGACGCGGUGCUGCUGCGCCACGCGCUGCAGUGCGGCACGAAGCAGUGGGGAGAUCUGGGGAGGGGCGGAAGUUCACUCACCGCUUUCGCAACAACUUUUUGAGAAAGCACCUGGAAGAUGCUGCAUUCCUCCAGCACGUUUCCUUGGAAGGAUACAAUCAGCCGCUGUACUGUCAGGAUUUCAAGCAGCAGCAUCAGCAUCAGCUACAGCAGCAGCAUUGGCGGCGUGCAGAGGGCGUGGGUUCAGCUGAGCUCGCGUUCGGAGGGCUGACAUUUGACGAGUGCACGGCUGUCUUUUUCGCCCCGAAUGUGCGCUGCCACCACCUAGCUUUCCCACUUGUCCCACCCAACCUCUCACCUUUCGCCAGCCCACCUCCGGCUUCCCAAGCUCCUCAUUUUGCUUCUCAAGCUGCCACCUUUUCUGCUGCAGCGGCUAAUGCUUCUACCUCAGAGUUUUCACUCGCCCAUGAUGCCUUCCCCGUUGCUGCUGCCUCCACCGCCGCUGCUGUGCGCCGCCCAUUGAAGCGACCAAGGGACGACUGCACCAGCCUGGGGGCCGACCAGCCGCUGCUGGGCGGACUGGCAGAGCAGUUCCAGCAGCAGGGGGAGAUUAGCCGCGUGCAGCAGCAGGCAGCGGACGAAGCCCUUCUGGAGGCAUUGCUGUGGGAGGAGCGUGGCCAGCAGCAGCAGGGAGGAGUGAGGAGCAGGGCGCAGCGGGUGUUGUGGCCGCGCAUUGGGUCAAAGAGUGCCCUUCCAGACGACGUGCUGCUGGGAUGCAGCAGCGACGAACCUGCCCUCAUGCAACGUGCCACUCUGUCUGCUCCUCCGCCCACCCGGCCACACGCAGAGCUGCCAGCGCCAACGCCCUCCCAAUUCGCUGCUCCGCCUGCCUCCACUUUCUGCGUUGGAAAUUCCACCCUUUGCUGUGGGGAUUUCGCUCCCUGCAUUGGGGAUUUCGGCGAGGGCUGGCCGCGCGUUGGGUCGGAGAGUGCUCUUCCAGACGACGUGCUGCUGGGAGUGUGCUGUGAGGACUGUGCCUUCACGCAGUGCUCUGCUCCCUCAGCUGCGCCGCCCACCCAGUCACGCGCAGCACUGCCAGCGCCAAUGCCCUCCCUGCUUGCUGCUCCGCCUGGCUCCGCUCUCGGGAGCAUGAGCAGCGGCAUGACACAGACGCUUGAUGGGAGUGCGGGUGCCAUGCAGGAGCUGGAAUACUUGGACGCGCGCAUUGCCAUGCAGGAGCUGGAAUACUUGGACGCGCGCAUUGCCAUGCAGGAGCUGGAAUACUUGGACGCGCGCAUUGCCAUGCUCGGCAAUGGAAACAGCAGCAACCACAGCAACGACAAGGAAAACGACAAUGGCAACGGUGCUCUCUUUCUGGACACGCCCGUGGCUCACAUGUUGCUGGAUGGGCGUACCCUCACCGUGCACUUGGGGAGUGAGCCUCAGCAACAGGCGCUGGCAGCCCCUGGUGCUGCUGGGGCAGUCCCUGGUGCUGCUGGGGCAGACCAUCCUGAGUGGGCGGUGGAGCAGGGAGGGACCUGGGAGGGAGAUGCUCAGCGGCACCAACACCGGCAGCUGAAGGGUUGUGGGUGUGGAGAGUUGGAGCGCAUUCUCUCGCACCACCAACCGCUGCUGCCGCUCUCCCAAAUUCCUAUGCUGUCAGCCCCCACUCAACCAGUCCUCUAUGGUGUGCCCAAUGCAUUGAACAUGCCCUCGAAUCCAAGGAACUCGCACAUGCAAGUUCUUAUACAGCCACGCCCAGCCAUGCUGCAGCAGCCCUUCCCCACUGGUGGUGCUUUACCAGCGCUCUGUCCACCCCAUGCUGCUUCCUUGGCCCGACAUGGCCUUUACUCAGAGAUUUGA